AUGGGAGUUUAUGGCCCAAUUCCUGGGGCUCCCACAAUUCAAAUUGCUCCAUCGGUCAUGCAGGCGAGAUCCAUACGACGGAACCUGACAGCGAGUGAACCCCGACCUAAUCCCCAAGGCUCCUACCACAAUGGAAUGAUCACCCCAAGCCGCACCAUCAUGGUUGCAAACUCUGCUUCUUAUAUUAAUGGAAAGCAGAGGUAUGCUGUCAAUGGUGUCUCAUAUGUUCCACCAGAUACCCCAUUAAAACUAGCAGAUUACUUCAAGAUUUCGGGAGUCUUCAACCUCGGAAGCAUUCCUACCUGUCCUCCUUCAGGAAAUAAUGCCUACUUUCAGACUUCUGUCAUGGCAGCCAACUUCCGAGAAUAUGUCGAAAUCGUAUUUCAAAACUGGGAGGACACCGUGCAGUCAUGGCAUAUCGACGGUUAUUCCUUCUUUGUUGUAGGGAUGGAAGGAGGCCAAUGGACGCCCUCCAGUAGAAAAGUCUACAACUUGAGAGACACGGUAUCCCGCUGCACUACUCAGGUGUAUCCGAGGUCAUGGACCGCCAUCUAUGUGGCUCUGGACAACGUGGGGAUGUGGAAUAUAAGGUCCGAGAACUGGGCCAGACAAUAUUUAGGGCAGCAGUUUUACCUCAGGGUUUAUUCGUCUGCAAAUUCAUGGAGAGAUGAACUGCCGAUCCCACGGAACGCUCUUCUGUGUGGCCGGGCCAGAGGGAGCCACACGAGGCCUUUUUAGGUUAGCAAAACAAGGAAUCACAAUGUCAUGAAGGGGU
This is a messenger RNA of Hibiscus syriacus, 775 nucleotides long. Its product is annotated as L-ascorbate oxidase homolog. Bases 1 to 738 code for a protein of 245 amino acids. Gene Ontology annotation, molecular function: copper ion binding; oxidoreductase activity. The record is from RefSeq and is a predicted model, not a curated record. Lineage: Eukaryota; Viridiplantae; Streptophyta; Magnoliopsida; Malvales; Malvaceae. The transcript is spliced from 4 exons.